UGUUAAAAUUACCUAACAACAUUUGACAACACAUGCGAACCCAUAAUAAUAAUAGAAUAAAAUCGUUGAACUGGAAAGGAAUGAAGUAAACCCGGCCGGAAUCAGCUGAAAAUGCAUACGGAUCUGUCCGCCCACCUGCACACGCCCGCUUGCAACAAGUUAAUCGAGGAACUCCAGGCCUGUCACGAAAAUAACGCCUUUGGCAAAUUCGUGGGCGUGUGCAACUCCAUUGACGAUAAGGUGGUUAAGUGUCUAAAAGGCGAACGUAUUGCCCGAUCGGCCGCCAAUCGCGCCAGAGCCCGCGAACGUCAGGCGAAAUACAAGGAGAAGCUGCUCCAGGGUGAGAGUAACUAGCUGGACCUACAAACUACCAAGAUGUCAGCCGUAU
Molecule: messenger RNA, 388 nt
Organism: Drosophila biarmipes
Lineage: Eukaryota; Metazoa; Arthropoda; Insecta; Diptera; Drosophilidae
Product: COX assembly mitochondrial protein 2 homolog
Exons: 3
Coding region: 112-354 (80 amino acids)
Cellular component (GO): mitochondrion
Source: RefSeq, a predicted model, not a curated record